Messenger RNA from Lethenteron reissneri (Far Eastern brook lamprey), 1324 nucleotides. RefSeq lists its product as uncharacterized. The record is from RefSeq and is a predicted model, not a curated record. Gene Ontology annotation, molecular function: nucleic acid binding. Gene Ontology annotation, biological process: DNA integration. Lineage: Eukaryota; Metazoa; Chordata; Hyperoartia; Petromyzontiformes; Petromyzontidae.
CUAAACCCCAGGGUGGAUAAAGACGACUUGCUCAGGAUCGGUGGUCGGCUAGGGAAUGCAAAAUUAGAUGAGAAUGAACGAAACCCCCUCAUAAUCCCAAGCCAGAGCCACAUCGCAAUCUUACUUGUGCGCCACUACCACGAGAAGGUCAAGCACCAAGGUCGGCACUUCACAGAAGGAGCAAUCCGAUUUGCAGGGCUGUGGAUCGUUGGAGCAAAGAGGUGCAUUGCCAGCACAAUCCACAAGUGUAUCCGGUGUCGUAAGCUACGUGGAAAACAGGAAGAACAGAAAAUGGCAGACCUCCCAGCCGAUCGACUCAGUGUGGAACCUCCCUUCACCUCUGUAGGGAUCGACGUGUUCGGACCAUGGACAGUCAUCUCCCGCCGCACCAGAGGAGGGCUCGCGAACAGCAAACGUUGGGCAGUGCUGUUCACCUGUAUGAGUACACGAGCAGUGCACAUCGAAGUCAUCGAGUCCAUGGACUCUUCGAGCUUUAUAAAUGCACUCCGGAGAAUCUUCGCCAUCAGAGGGCCAGCCAAGCAACUCCGUUCUGAUUGUGGAACCAAUUUCAUAGGAGCAUGUAAAGAGCUUAAGAUCAAUACGGAGAAUAUCGAAGAUGAUUCUGUCAGGAAAUACCUUAGUGACCAAGGCUGCACAUGGAUCUUCAAUCCUCCCCACUCUUCGCAUAUGGGUGGAGCCUGGGAACGCAUGAUCGGGAUUGCUCGACGCAUUCUCGACUCCAUGCUAUGUGAUGUCGGGUCCACACGGCUCUCUCACGAGGUCUUGACCACUCUCAUGGCCGAGGUCUCAGCCAUAAUUAACUCAAGACCCCUGAUCCCCGUCUCAACUGACCCGGAGUCACCAUUCAUCUUGACUCCUGCUACACUUCUUACCCAGAAGACAGAUGUGCUCACAGCACCUACCGAGGAGGCCAGCACUGCAGACCUCUACAGACGUCAAUGGAGACAAGUGCAGAGCUUCGCGAACAUGUUCUGGCGUCGCUGGAAAAACGAGUACCUUACAACACUCCAAGUGCGCAACAAGUGGCAGUCUAACAGACCAGACAUCCAAGAAGGCGACCUCGUCCUACUGAAGGACAACCAAGCCAAACGGAAUGAGUGGCCAAUGGGCCGCAUCCUCAAGUCGAUUCCAAGUGCCGAUGGAAAAGUUCGAAAGGUCGAGGUUAUGAUUGCGAAGCAAGGUGUCGCAAGAACUUUCAUCAGGCCCAUAGUCGAGAUAGUACUACUUCUCUCUCGCAAAGAUAUGGACAAAUAAGUCGACCCAUUGAAGUUGUUAUACACUUGUUUUUGAGAUAGGAAAUAAA